AUGGAGGCCGCCAGCUUCCAGCCUCAUCCCGGACUUCAACAAACUCUGCAGCAGUUCCACCUGAGCUCCAUGCGCUCCUUGGGCGGACCGGCCGCGUUCUCCGCGCGUUGGAACCAGGACGCUCUUUAUAAGAAAGACGGCAAAGCGGCCGAGCUGGUCCUGGCUCUGCCUCCGCAGACUCCUCCGGUUAUGUCUGGGCCACUUUUUAUCCCGUCUGACCGCUCCACGGAGCGCUGCGAGACGGUGCUGGAACGAGAGCCCAUCUCGUGCUUCGUGGUCGGCGGAGAGAAGCGCCUGUGCCUCCCGCAGAUCCUCAACAGUGUCCUGAGAGACUUCUCUCUGCAGCAGAUCAACUCUGUGUGCGACGACCUGCACAUCUACUGCUCCCGCUGCACCGCGGACCAGCUGGAGAUCCUCAAAGUGGUGGGGAUCCUGCCCUUCUCCGCGCCGUCCUGCGGGCUGAUCACGCAGACGGACGCGGAGCGUCUUUGCAACGCGCUCAUCUACGGAGGCUCUUACCCGCCUCACUGCAACAAGGAGCUGGGUUCUCUGGAGCUGGAGCGCACCGAGAAGAGCUUCAAAGUGUACCACGAGUGUUUCGGCCGCUGCAAAGGACUGUUCGUCCCGGAGCUGUACAGCGGGCCGAGCGCAGCGUGUAUCCAGUGCUUGGACUGCAGACUCAUGUUUCCGCCGCACAAGUUUGUGGUGCACAGCCACAAGCGGCAGGAGAACCGGACAGUGCACUGGGGCUUCGACUCGGCCAACUGGAGAGCCUACGUGCUCCUGGACCUGGACUACACCGGCAAAGAGGAGAAGAGUCACCUGGAACAACUGCUCAAAGAGUUAAAGGGAAGAUACGAUCUGAGUGGCAAACUGUCCAAUAAAUCGUGCAGAUCUCCCAGCCCCGUCCCAGCAAAGAGGUCUAAACUCGACAAGUUCCUUUCGUCCUCGGCUGAAAAAGAGCGUAAACCGGAGUGGCUGCAGUCUCUGUCCAAGUCUGCUCAUAAGGAUCUUAAACAGGUCCAACUGAAACAGAGACCUUCUGCUUUCCGGCCCUGGUCUCCCAAAGCAGUGGAAAAAGAGAAACCACCCAUUCAGAAAGAAGAGAAGCCCUACUCCAGGAAUGAGGAGAACGGCACAGCACACAACAUGGCCCCUCCGGUUCAUCCCAGAGACAGCCAUGCUCCAGGCAGGGGGCCCAUUGCCAUUUCUAAGCCUUCACACGAGCUGCAAAACGGGGACGUCAAGCCCAAACUCAAACCAGCACCGGCCCCCAGUUCAACCAGCAACAGAGCAGAAGACAUGGACACAGACGGGGAGAUAGACGUAGACGACUGCAAUGAUCACCCAGUGACUUGUUCGUCGCUGCCCUCUCCUCCGUCGGCUUGCAGCAGCGUGUCCCAGACCAUGACUCUCCAGAGCACACCUCGCCCCCAGGACGUGUGGGCACCAGGGAGCGUAAGCCCCGAGAUGGACAGUUUGAGGCAGAUGCUGUAUGGAGGUCUCGACACCAAAGAGUCCAGAGAAAAACUGCUCCAGGAGAUCGUCCGAAUGAGGGUGAAGCAGGAGGAGAAGCUUGCCGCCGCGGUGCAGGCAAAACGUAGUCUACAGCAGGAGCUGGAGUUUGUGCGAGUAGCAAAGAAGGGUCGUCUUCGCGAGGCCAUCGAGGCCAAGCGUAGCCUCCGUAAAGAGAUUGAGCGUCUGCGCGUGGACUGGGACCGGAAGAUGCGGGAGGCGGAGGAGUCGUGCGGCCGCCUCCGACGAGAGCUGGAGCAGGAGAAGCAGCUGCGUGUCUGUGACAAAGGCUGCGAGGCGGACCGCAUGAGGGCCAAGUACUCCACACAGAUCAAGGACCUCCACAUGCAGCUGCAGCAGGCCGAGGCGGACCGAGAGCAGCUGAGGCAGGAGCUGCAGCAGGAGAGAGAGGCCCGUCAGAGUCUGGAGAGCGUGGUUAAAGAGCUCCAGAACCAACUGUCUCUGCAAAUCAAAAACAACAUCAGCCACAACGUCAACAUAAACAACAUCCACGGCGCUUCUGCAGACGCUAAAGAGUCCAGCUGGGAGGCGCAGAGCUCACAGAACACAUGCAAGUCCUAA
Molecule: messenger RNA, 2097 nt
Organism: Knipowitschia caucasica
Lineage: Eukaryota; Metazoa; Chordata; Actinopteri; Gobiiformes; Gobiidae
Source: the annotation of a GenBank genome assembly